Spirometra erinaceieuropaei is the source of this 9584-nucleotide messenger RNA. The record is from the annotation of a GenBank genome assembly. NCBI's taxonomy places the organism in Eukaryota, Metazoa, Platyhelminthes, Cestoda, Diphyllobothriidea, Diphyllobothriidae.
AUGAUUUUCACAGGCGUUUUUACAGUGGAAUUCGUUCUCAAACUCACUGCGUUUGGUUUCAAGGUGAGUUAACAAGAAUGUUUUGCAAGUUACUGAAGUCCUUGAAAAUCGCAAAUACAGCACCCCAGUGUUUAACAAGAUGGAUGUGGCAAUAAUAGGGUGAGGGACCCUUCUUCCCUGUCGGUUGCCAUACGUGAGCAUGCGGCCAGACUUGCGCCAGAAAUCCAAACAAUUUCUGUAUUUUCUUGCAGCUCGUCAGCUUACUGUCCGGCCUUUUGCCCCACUCAAAAAACCCCAUUAUCGCCAGUUCCAUAUGACACGAUCCACAUUCUACCGACAGUUAAAUGGGUUCCUUCACCCUACCGUUGUCAUGAAUAAUUCCUAGGAUGUUUUCUUAAGCAUUCAUUAUUUUAAGCCAGUGUAGAGGGUAAGUACCUGCUCUAAUAGUUUUAACCAGAUCGUUUAGGAGACUGUAAAAGUGGUGAGAUGAAUGAAGUUUUAUAAGUUGUUAUUGUUGAAGUAGUGGAAGGGGGUGAGGGACACGCCUCGCAAAAUCUCUCCAUGUGUAAAAGCUGGGUCCACUAAUCCGUCUGCUGUCAACGAUAUCCGUCGAUGCAGUGGAUGUGUGGGGUUUCAUGGCAUCGGACAGGCUACUUGCGAAGCCAAGGGCUUCUGUCAAUUUCUCUAAAUCAGACUUCGGCAUUAUGACCUAUGCAAUCCGAUUCACUCUGAUGCGCGCAUGCCGGUGUACAGUGAGUGACCUAUCUCAUGAAAUGUUGGCUGAAAUUCUGAAAUGCGUUUCCGAUUAGGAAGGAUUACUUGGUCGCGGUUGUAAUACUGAUUAUCUAAAGGCAUAAUCUUAUAACAUUUCGGACUCGGCAGGAUGUCGGCUUUUAAAUGCACUUCUUUUCAAUCUCCUGUAGAAAGCGUGUUCGGUAAAAAAAUGACUACUUAAGUAGCAUGCAUUUUCCCAUUGAUUUUUGAUGGUCUUGGAAAUUCAAAUAUAUUAUCUAGAAACCAUAAGCAAAAAUAUGCUUUUUUAGUCAAUCAAUAGAAAAUCACGUCUUCUUUAUAUUUUAUACUUAAGGAAGAAGGAUAAUUAGGUUUUAAAAAAGUUUUCUAAUUGCCGAAUAAAUCGGAGCCUGAUCAUUCGUUGCAUUAGCGCUUAGUGCUUUCACUCUACAAGGUGCAUGCGUUCCGCGUAGAGAAAAUCACAUAUUUUCUAUAUCAUUAAAGAGAUAUCAUACAGAGUUCAUAAAAUUUUGCAAAGGAUGCGGACCAUGUUGUACAUUUCAUGAGGAGCAGUGGUAAACGGCCAGGUACGAUGCUAUGUGAAUGGACAUUUCGCGGUCUUAAAAAGUCUCAUAAUUAGAAACUUUUUUAAAACCUAAUUAUACUCCUUCCCUAAGUAUAAAAUAUAAAGAAGACGUGAUUCCCUAUUGAUUGACUAAAAGAAAGCAUAUUUUUGCUUAUGGUUUCUAUAUAAUAUAUUUGAAUUUCCAAGACCAUCAAAAAUUAAUGGGAAAAAUGCAUGCUACUUAAGUAGUCAUUUUUUACCGAGCACGCUUUCUAAAGGAGAUUGAAAAGAAGUGCAUUUAAAAGCCGACACCCUGCCAAGUCCGAAAUGUUAUAAGAUUAUAUCUUAAGAUAACUAGUAUUACAACCACGACCAAGUAAUCCUUCCUAAUCGGAAACGCAUUUCAGAAUUUCAGCCAACAUUUCAUGAGAUAGGUCACUCACUGUAUAUCUGGGUUAAUUUGGAUCGGCCUUUUCUUUUGUUGACAAGACAACAGGUUUAAGAAGCUGACAACACUAUCAGAUUAACGCUUGGAGCCGCCUCGACCCGAUUUACCUCCUGCUCGAGUAGUUGGUUGCUGAUGACCGCAUCAUGACCUUAGAAUCGCAAGCCGCAGAGAAAUAAGCUUUUACAAUUUUAGACCACAUCAUCUCAAAAGAUGUUGCAUUAGCAGAAGUAAUGUGAGAUAUAAGGACUCCAGAGACUUAAAUGCAGGCAACGGUAGACCGCUUUGCUUUAUAUCAUACGGGUAUCAGUUUAAAAGUCGUUCAGCUGUAUAAGUAGAAACAAACGUUCCGUUGUCGCAGUGAUUCGAAGAUAGCCUUGUGUGAAGACAGAAGGAAAUGUUUGUGUUAACAGAAAAACUCUCGUUCAAAGAAAUUGCGUACUAUUCUAUCAUUAUUUUACAUGGUAGUCAGAAUGCCCCCUACGCCUUAUUUCAAACAUUUUGCUUUUAACUUGGCUUAUUUGCAUUUCAGUUUAAACUUGAUUGCGUUCUCCUCUCGCUUAAUGUCGAAGAAGAUGGUUGUUGCGCCUCAAAUUUUAAUUUAAUCGGCUAUUCAUCAAGCAGCGCGUUUUGUGCGUGUGAAAUUCCUUGUUUUUAUAGGAUAUAUAUAAAAGUCUGGCAAAGUGUUGCAUUUUCGAAAAUAAAAUGAACUCCUGGUCAUCUUUUCGGCGCAGACACUGGAUCCGAUAAACUAGGAGUAGCUUAUAUGGCAACAGAGUCUUGACAGAAGAGGAAACGAAAGUAGUGGCGUUGGCGACGACCGAGUGUUUUUUUCUCACCGAUAAAGCUAUCUUUUACCUUUUUUAAAAAUCGAGCCGGCUGUUUGACUGAACUAAACUUUGACCCAGUGUAAUAUGAUUAAACGGAAUUUAUUGUAUCUACAACCUAAACCAAUUUCCUGCGAAUUGUAGAAGUUUGCACCAGAAGUGGGCCAGGUGGUUCUUACCUUCCAAAGCCAUGUUUGGCUCUUUCGAGUGAUCUCCUUUAGCGUACUCUCGAUAAAAAGUAUGGUUGUGUCAGAGGAAUUUCAUGUUUUUCCCAUACGAUAGAAGUUAACAAAAAGUUCAUAGUGGCAUUUUUGUCAGCUGGAAAACACUUUCAAUAGAAGUGAAGAGACGAGUCCCAGGAAGCAGUCUUGAAGAAAAGGAAGAAGAAGAAGAAGAAGACACGAUCGCCGGGACAAGAGCUGUAUUAGCCUGACGUUUCGGAUUCCUGCUCGAAUCCAUCAUCAGAGACAAAAGCAGAUAAGGGUGGUUCAUGCAUAUGGGGAGCCGUGAAUAUUCAUAGGUAUGCGGUAGCAUGGCUACUGCAUCCUAUAAAUACUGCAGCCCCAUAUGCAUGAAACACCCUUAUCUGCUUUUGUCUCUGAUGAUGGAUUCGAGCAGGAAUGGAAAACACUCUGUUUCAGGAAUAGGUGCAGACCCGUAAAAUAGGCCCCCGAAUUCCUAUUCUUGAUAACUUCUACCUGCGGCUAGUUCGAGCAAGGUACUCUUUAGAGCAUCAGUUUAUUUAUGAUUGCCAUAAAAUAACCGUAUUCCAUCACCGUGAACACUGCUUUUGGUUUAUUUUUCGGCGUGUUCUUGAGUCUACUCUAUUUGUUUUGCGCAACUUUGCAGUUGUUUGCCAAACAUUUCCCAGGUUGCGUAAAAUCAAACGAGCCUUUCCAGAUAGGAGAACCUUUGUCCAGAAUAAACAGGGCCUUUUGCCUUGCUCCUUAAUAAAAACCAGUUAUCUAGCGCGAUCUUAACAGUAUCAUUCAUUCCUCUUAAGCACAUAAUAAAGGCCUACUCGGCGAUGCUAUACAGAAUAAAUUUGUAUAAAUAUUUAGUGACUUGAGGUUUUCAACAAUGAACAAUGCAGAGUCGUUUGGGCAUUAGUGUCAGAAGGUGAAUAUACGAAACCCAUAAGGCUUCAGGAAAUUAGGCAGCAGUGAGAACUUUCAGCAACUAGGAACCACAUAUCUACAUUCUCUAGCUUUUAGCGAGCCAAAAUUGCAUUUACUAUAGUUACAAAUAAAAUUUUAGGAAGAAUAAUUCACACGGUUUUACAUAUCAUUAUGAACCCACAGAUACUCGUUAGUAGGGACCUUAUCGUGUCAACGAAAUUUUGUAUUAUCAACCUGAUAAUUUUUGUUAUUCCUCUGGAGCCAAAUGAAACUAACUUUUUCGAAGGACUCCCUUAUUUGCAUUUAUUCCACUUCCUGUACAGAACUACUUUAGCGAUCCUUGGAACGUAUUCGACUUCAUUAUCGUCGUUGGGAGUUUUGUCGACAUUGUGCUGUCACACAUUGCCGUAAGUCAUUACUGCUCUGAAAAUCGUGAAACUUUCGUAAACAGUCUAUUUUCUUUGAAAGUGUUGAUUGUCCACCUCUUUUCGUCUGCCAAGUACAGAAACGAACGCAAAAGGCAGAUUUCAAAAAUGUAUCACACUCCAGGUAGUUGAUGAUGCCGAUAGCCAAAUUUUUGUUGUGUCUAUUCAACAGCUGACAAAAACCACGCAAAUUAAUAGGAUGUUAACAAAAAAAUCCUUGACCUGCGUAAAAACUAGCUUCCUCAUUUGUUAUUUUCUGUCAGCUGCACUAUUAAUAUCGGAAAUAAAAUAUAUAGCUAAGCGACUGUCUGCGGGCGGAUACUAUCGACAACCAAGUUUCCGAAGAAAGUCUGCCUUUUCUGCGUCGAUUUUAUAGACAAUGAGCACUGCCCCGAUUUUUGCAGGACGGAACGCUUAUCAACCUCAGCACGUCCUUACAAGUCACUUGUCUCCACAGUAGAUUCUAUGUGACAAUAAAUGGGAUGUAUUCAUCGCAACCCUCAACAAAUCUGGCGGGUGGUUAGUUUCACUUUUUCACCGUUGGUAGUCACUGGGGAUACGCUGCAUCCCUACUGUCUCCUACUACUUCAAGAAAGUUGAAAUUUCUCCUCCAAAGAGUCCUUAAAGGGUCUAUUUACCCAUUCUAGCAACUACGUGCACUGCGUAAGAUAAUAAGCCAAAACUUUUCAAAGUGAGUGAGACGGGAAUGAAGCGAGAAGGCGGUAGCUAAACAUGUCGGGCUUCUCGAAAUUUAAAAAGUUUAUGUAUUCAGUGUCUAAACAUACCUUUGCAACACUUAAACACUCUGAAUCCAUUCGAGACGCAAGGUAGGCUGAAUCUUUGUUCCUGUUGACCAAAUAAACAUUAGCUACUUCAAUUAAAUAGGCGAAACGCUUGCCUUUAUCAAAAGAUGCGGAUAACCUUAUAACUAGUUCAAGCGUUGCUAAGUGUAAAUAUUUGCAGGUUAAACCUUUCUCAACAUUCCGUUUACGUGGUCCAGAAAUAAAAAACAAAAUAGUGGAGAUUCUCUACCAUUUUAACCAACAAUAACGAUGCUAAUCACUCUAAAUACAAAUAACCUUCUUGUUAUUUAAUGCAAUGAGAAAACUUUUUGAGGUAAACGACUUCAGAAUGGAGCACUCAAGCAUGUUUAUGUCUGGAAAAAUCGUUUUGCCCAAAUUUCCUCAUGAAUGACCCUUAUUUUUCUGAGAAAACCAGUCAUGCGAGUUGUGAUCCACUGUCAUUUCGAAAAUUUAUGGUACUAGCUUUCCAAUGACAAUGUAAUAUAAAUAGCCCAAUAAAAUAGAAAGCCUCCCAAGGGUUGUCGUUUUAACCAAAGACCUAACUUGGCAAAAGAAUGACAAAAGUAACAAUUAUUCUAAGCGUCAGAUUGCAUGCAUUUUCAAGCCUGUUCUUUUGUUAUCGGUACCAUGUGAUAUGUGAUUCGACUCCCUUUGAUGUCAGUUCUCCAUUCCUGCAUAUCUACUGAAUUAGGAGGAAUAAGUCGUAGAUGAUGUUAAAAUACUCCAUUUUGAUUACAAGCUAGCUCUCUGUCUUGCAGCAGCACAGACAAAAUUUGCGAAAUUGUGCAUCUAGUAAAGAAGAACACUCAAAACAGAAAUGGAGUCAUCUCAUGUUUUUUGCAUAAGAUAAGCCUGACCUAUGUCUGUAUAAUAUUGUCCGUUUCCUUCACCCUGAAUUAAUGACUGCUAGGGCUUUCAGCCCAAACGCAGUGGCCUAUGGUGUAUUUUUGACUUGCAUCGUCAUAUUAGAUCUUAAUAUUAUCAUUUCUGAUACAAUAUCUAACGUGUAAAGAUACCGAAAUGCAAAAAAGGCUCAAAAUAUCCCCAUAGUAGUUGUGCAGAUUUUGUCCAAAUACAUCAACUUUAUCAUGCCGUAUUAAUUUAUCUUUUGGCCACAGGAGUAUAGCAGUUCCUGCUAAAAAGUUUGAAACGAUAUUGCCAAAAUAAGGCAUUUUUCUUUCUCUUAGUCCUCCGAAGCAUGCAUUUCAACGACGUAGUUAGGCACAGUUCAAAGCAAAUUAACAACGGAAUUCCGAUUUACAUGUCUACAACUAUAAGCUAUAAAUACACUUGGUAACCUAUGUUUUGGUUUUCAACCUGAAACUUCAAAGUUAUGGAGCUCAAAUGAAGCUAUACAGUGAGUGACCGAUCUCAUGAAAUGUUGGAUGAAAUUCUGAAAUUCGUUUUCGAUUAAGAAGGAUUACUUGGUCGCGGUUGUAAUACUGAUUAUCCCAAGGCAUACUCUUAUAAUAUAUCGGACUCGGCAGGAUGUCGGCUUUUAAAUGCACUUCUUUUCAACCUCCUGUAGAAAGCGUGCUAUGUAAAAAAUGACCGCAUAAGUAGUAUGCAUUUGUCCCAUUGAUUUUCGAUGGUCUUGGAAAUUCAAAUAUAUUUUAUGGAAACCAUAAAAAACUAUGCUUUCUUUUAGUCAAUCAAUAGAGAAUCACGUCUUCUUUAUAUUUUAUACUUAAGAAAGGAUUAUAAUAAGGUUUUAAAAAGUUUCCAAUUAUGCGACUUUUUAAGACUGCGAAAUGUCCAUUCACAUAACAUCGUACCUGGCCGUUUACCACUGCUCCACAUGAAAUGUACAACAUGGUCCGCAUCCAUUGCAAAAUGUUAUGGACUCUGUAUGAUAUCCCUUUAAUGGCAUGGAAAAAUAUGUGAUUUUCUUUAUGCGGAACGCACGCACCUUGUAGAGUGAAAUCACUAAGCGCUAAUGCAACGAAUGAUCAGGCUCCAAAUUAUUCGGCAAUUAGAAUUUUAGUUGGUUGCCCGGUGCCAUGUAGGCAUUUAUGAAGAAUGCAUACCGGCAAAUUCCUUUGCCUUAGCAGUGUAGCGAAUGUAAUAUGCAGUAGAAUAUUGCUUAUUUCGAAAUGCGCAUUUGCUAUAUCCCAUAGUCAAUCGAAAUAUCAUUGCUUGCGAACCACAGUUGAGUCGUAUUGUUUAGAGUUCAUAAAGCAUAGUGCACGUUUUCCCUUAGGACAACUCUCGAAUUCUCUCUACGGUUUCAUCGCUGCCAGCUUAAUCCGUGAGCACUUCAGAACAGCCAACGUACUUUAUCUCUGUGUUGGAUAUAAUUGUUAUAAUUCCCUGUCUAGGCAAAUCGGUCAUAAUGUCUUGACAUCAUAGCCUACAGGCGCAUUUGCAAACAUUAUCACUGAUUUUUUGAGUAGUAUAAGACCGUCAACGACCGAUCGUUUCACCUUCCUUCAGGAAGUUAAGUUUAUCGAGUGAAGCAACUGGGUGCACGAAGGUUAUGCUGCCCUAAAAAAGUAGCCCUGAAACUGUAGGCAAUGUUUUCGCCUUAGAAAAUCAGCCUUGAGGAUUUCGCAUAACAGUGUACUCUUUCUUUAUAUGGCUAUAUAGGAGGACUCAAAAUUCAUCAGUAUCAAUUUUUUUCGUCUUUUCCGUGUGAUGAGAUUGGUAAAACUGCUCAGCCGAGGAGAAGGAAUUCGGACACUCCUGUGGACCUUCGUAAAGUCGUUUCAGGUAAGCAAAAGACUUUUAUUUACGUUAAAGAUGGCACAUUCUGAUCGGUAGAACCUCUCCUUCGCUGACAGUUACUCUCUGCGUGAUUGCCUGCGUGGCAUGUGGCGUCACAGAUCUAGGACAAAUUGAAAAUGCCCAGUUUGGUCCUGAAGUCAGGAUAUUCAGCGUACACCACUCUUAUGCGACGGAGAGUCCACCGUUUGUGAGUGACUGGCCCAUCAGCCCCCAAAGCGGGCUACGUUUUAGGUGUCCUGGAUCAAAAAGAAACAGAUUGGCCAACAGAGCACAUUAACUGGGCUGUAAAAGGUUCCCGCGACACAGUAGGGUGUGUUGGUACGCCUAGAGGUUGAUUUUCAUGCCGACUUGGCUACUGAGUCCAAUCUCAACGUCAGAUGGUUGAUAAACUAGGACAGCCGACUGGUGCAUAGGAGAUGGAAGAAACAGUUAUGCCCACAGCAAAUCAACAUAGCUCCUCGCUAUAAUAAGGUGGCGCGCUUGGAUCGAUCAAGAUCCAUUUGGGUACUUAAAAUUAUCUUGACGUCUUUUAUAAAGGCUUUUCCAAAUAAACCUGGUUGUUUUCUCUGUAGUACGAUCACGUAGACGGUGAGGCGGCCAUAUAGAUAAUGAAAAUGCUUCUUUUGCGCCGUACACUGAGAACGUAAAAGAAAAGCGGGUGGCUCCUUAAAUAAAUAGGAAAAUACUUUUGAUGAAAACGAACUCGCGUAAUUUUAUAGGUUUUCUGCUACACCACUAGGUUUGCAUUUAUGGUUUUUGUCUGCGAUGUGUGGACGACUUCAUUAUAUGGAAAGGGCUCAUCCUCCUCAAAUGGUAUGCCGUCUUCUCACAAAGUAGAUAACUCAAAACGACUAUAAGUUUUCAACCGGUCACGUAAAGGUAAGACGGCAUGAAAUGAAUACUGCCAAUAGAGGGAAGGAUUGUACGAUUUAGUGAGACUGGAUGACAUUAUCAGGUCCCCUGAUCACCAUUAGGCGGACAAUAAUACUCAGUUGUUACAUGCGAAAAACUACAAAGAAGCAUUUCAAACAUCUAAAAAACAGUCUGCUACCUAUAGUGUUCCAGAUGCUUCAAUUUUUGUUUGUUACUACCACGCCAGAAGAGUGAGCCACGGGGAUGAAGGGCUGAUAUAAACUGUUUGGUAUAUAACAAUUCUGGACCUCUGUACUUAGUAGUACUCUGUGGUCGUUUUAGGCGCUGCCCUACGUUGCACUACUGAUACUGAUGCUCUUCUUCAUCUAUGCCGUCAUCGGGAUGCAGAUGUUUGGAAAGAUUGCACUGAACAACCCCGAUAGUGCAAUUACCGUGAAUACUAAUUUUCAAACAUUUCCACAGGCUGUUCUUGUACUUUUCCGCUCUGCUACAGGAGAGGCAUGGCAAGAUAUCAUGUUCAGCUGUGUGAGUGGUAAGUCGGGAAGGACUUUUUGUUGCUUUGGUAAAUAAAUUUCGUUUUUUUGAUAUUCGGUAGGUUGAAUUGCUCUCGAGUUUUGUAAAAGACAAGCUUAGACUACGGAAGUGUCCAAUGAAGGCAAAUAUAACUGGAUUUUCUCAUGUAGAGUUUCAAGAAAUAAGACAUCUUCAAGUCUGAUGCGCUUAGGGGAAAAUUGCUGAACUUGCAAAGAAAGUUUACGUCAACCAGCGGAAGUGAAUUUUAACCAAAAUGUUAUCUGCUGUAUUUCUACAAGAAAACGAUUUAUGAAUCUUUGAAGCAAGAGCCGAACAGUAAAAUCUGAAUUUUCAUGGACAUUUGAUCGACAAAUGUCUGCUAACCGAGCCUUUGGAAUAAAUAUCAAAUUAACUGGGGAGAACGGAACAUGGAUAUUUAAGUGACCAUUAGCAAAACGUUCAUGGUGGGCUUAGAGGGACACCCAAGUAGUUAAAUGGGACGCAAGGUCGAGCUCUAUUUUUUUGCAACCAUUUAGGUAUUCAUGUCACUGAUCAGUAA